AUGACUGACAUGCACAUUCAGGUCGCCGGACACACUCCCACCCAUCUCCUUGUCUAUCCAUUACCAAGUCAAGGUGAAAAUGACAGACGUCCGCAAAGAUUCGGUCUUCAGAGGUGCCAUGGUGGUGCCGCACUCAUUGCAGAUCUUUUGGAUGCUUCCGCCCACGAACACGGUCACAAAGUACAUGGGCCGCCUUUAGAGGUCUCUGACGAUCGUUCCCUUGAGCAGCCGGCUUCUGCUAUCACGGAAUUGGAGAUCUUUGGCGAGCUGGACAAUCAGCUAUCAAGUUACAAAGUGAAGCACAGCCGGCCCCUCGAUACAAAACCGAGAUGGUGCCGUCCUCAAGUCUUGCUCAAGACCACUGAGAAAGUGCGCGUCCUAAUUCUUCAAGAUGCCGAGUCUGACUUCAGGAACAAGAAUGAUGCAGUGGACUUCUUUCGCGAGAGCCGCCCGGAAACACUAAUCUACCACAUGGCCUGCCCCCUCGGGAUCGGAUCGAUUUGGGAUGCUGUUCGCCGGGGACCCUAUACGAGGGGCGGUGCACAAGACCCCGAGAAGCUCAUUGUUGUUGUCAGCGCAGACGAUCUUCGCGCUGAAGGGAUCGAAUUGUACCAUGGCCUUUCUUGGGAAAAAACAUGUGAGGAUUUCGUCGAAAAGCUCGGUUCCAAAGGCCAACUGGACACCCUGGCCACUUGCGCCAAUCUCCUCGUCCUCUUCGGAUGUGACGGGGUGAUCUAUCACCGUGGCCGGCAGAUGGAGGAACCAACUCUGUUUUUUGAUCCUUUGGGAGUUGAGGGCAGGUUCAAUAGGCGACAUAUAGGACCUGUUCCAGGAGUUGUAGAAGCUUUUAUUGGAGGUCUAGCUACCGAGAUAGCACAGUCUCCUCCUGGGGCAUCCCUGAAUGCCGCUAUCAGUUUCGGCUUCAUCACUGCCAGACGGCUGGCAAGGCUAGGCUUCAGGACUAGCCAGGGAUCCCGGUGGCCUAGAUAUCCCCAUAUGGACAUCAUCAAGAAAACCACACUUCCUGACGAGGCGCCAAUCACACUUGAAAUUCCAUCUGAGAGCAUUUCCCGAGGUGAGAAACGGCACUGGUCUAUCCUACACCACAAUAUUGGAGACCCCGUGCAAGUGGCGUGCCAUAUUGUAACGCAGGGAACAUACUCAGCUGCAAAUUGGGUCCCUAUUGCCAGCUUUGGUCGUCUGCUUGUCCUUGACAGGUGGGAAACGGAAGGAUUUCGUAAUAUCUUCAAUGCCAUAUAUGAAUAUCUAUCAGCACCUCAGAUCAAACCACUCAAUAUCGGAAUCUUCGGGUCUAGAGGAUCUGGAAAGUCGUUUGCUACCGUCCAGGUCGCAGAAUCCGCAGCCUCAGCGGCACGAAGCGACAUCAAGAUUCAACACCUGCGCUUCGACCUUUCCCAGUUUACCACACCUGAAGAUCUCUCUCUCGCUUUUAACAAAGUGCGAGAAUGCAACCUUUCAGGAACUUUGCCUUUGCUCUAUAUCAAUGCUUUCGAUGCAGAACUCUCGGGUCGUCCGCUUGGUUGGCUAGCCCAUCUAUUGCCUCCUAUGCAUGGAGGCCGAGUCCAAGAUCGUGGCGAGAUGCAUCAUAUCGGCCCUGCCAUCAUUCUUCUAGGGUCCAGCUUCACAACGUCUCUGGAAAAUUUCGAGGACUUUUCCAAGAACAAUAGUGAAGAUGGAAAGGUGCUGCUGCGGGCCCAAGAAUUCCUGAGUUGCUUGCACGCUUUCGUCAACGUGAUUGGCAUUGAUCAAAUCGAUUCAUCCGACGUCUUGUAUCCAGUGCGACGGGCGGUGGUUCUUCGGGCCUUGUUGGAAGAAAGGGAACCAAAGUUGAAGAUGGGUGAAGGUAUUUCCAUUGACCAGAGCAUCCUAGAUGGGCUUCUCCUGAUCCCCACCUACCGACAUGGGCUUCGAUCCUUGAAGUCCAUAAUUGCCUUGAGCAAAGUCACCGGCAAGCGCCAUUUCGAACGAGCGGCACUGCCACCCGAAGCGCAGUUAGGCCUGCACCUCGAUUAUCCAACAUUUCUGGAGUGUUCACGGUACAACACGCUGUCCGACGAUCUCAGGGAGUCCAUUUCCGAGAAACUCCACAAUGUCUAUGUCCAAAUAAGGAGACGGAUGGCCAUGACAGCUGAGGAAAAGCAGGCUCUAGAAAGUGACCUCUCAUUGGCUCCGUGGGAGUCUCUGAAUGAAGAACUCAAGGAGUCGACACGUUCCCAUGCCGUCGAUAUCCCUCGAAAGCUCCGCAGUAUAUCUUGUUUUCUGGCUGCAGUGAAUGCCUCCCGCAAAGCUGUGGACAGUUUCGGCGAAAAAGAGCUAGACAUCUUGGCCGAGCAAGAGCAUGAGCGAUGGAAUGCCGAGCGCUUACAGAACCAGUGGCAUCAGGGCAAACGAGAUCCGGGGCAGCGAACAAGUCCUUUUCUUAUUCCCUGGAGAGAUCUUGAUCAGAAAUGGCAGAAUGUUGAUCGCGAGAUGGUCAGGUCUUAUCCCACAAUCUUGCCGGAAGGCUACAAAAUCUACCGCAUUGGGAAAGUUGAAAAGACGAAGCUCAUCGAGUCGACCACAGGAUUGAAAAGAGCAGCGAUAACAUGGUAG
Messenger RNA from Fonsecaea multimorphosa CBS 102226, 2613 nucleotides. RefSeq lists its product as uncharacterized. NCBI's taxonomy places the organism in Eukaryota, Fungi, Ascomycota, Eurotiomycetes, Chaetothyriales, Herpotrichiellaceae. The coding region runs from base 1 to 2613 and encodes 870 amino acids. The transcript has a single exon. The record is from RefSeq and is a predicted model, not a curated record.